AUGGCACCAGCACCCGCAACCUUGUCCGACAAUGAGAAAUGCCUAAUCGCUGCUCUCAAUCAAUUCGCCUCUAAGGAGAACAAAUUCCCCGUACUGAACAACGCCAAGCUAGCGGAAGACCUAGGACUUCCUACUCCAAAUGCUGCUCGUGUUCGUGUAAGUAUAAUUUAUUCUUAGAAUUGCACACUUUUACGAUAAACAAAUACUGAGUUUCCGAUCUACUAGUGGGCUCGAUUGACGACAAAAAUUAAGGAGGGAAAGUUUGGAGAUUUGAAGAUUAUUGCUGGUGGAGGAGGUGCUGGUGAUAAAAAUCAGAAGCGCAGUAAAGAUGAGGCGGAUUUCGAGGGUAAUGAUGAGGAAUUGACUGAUGUUACUUCUCCUACUAAGAAGCAAAAGUCAGGUGCCACACGAAGGAAGGCUUGUGGAGCUAAUGGAAAGGUCAAGAAGGAUGUCUUUGAUGAAUGUGGUCAGGAAGAGAAGUUCAUGGACGGAGAAGCCUCUUCCUCAUUUAAUGUCUUUGAAGAUUCGGAUGCGGCCUAG
Sclerotinia trifoliorum is the source of this 540-nucleotide messenger RNA. The record is from the annotation of a GenBank genome assembly. NCBI's taxonomy places the organism in Eukaryota, Fungi, Ascomycota, Leotiomycetes, Helotiales, Sclerotiniaceae.